AUGUUCCUCAUCUACCGCACGCUGAAAGAAAGUCGAAACAAUCUCCUACUACAAAACUCCAGCAACUCCAGCAAAUACUCUUCAGACUUUCACCGGAAAAAGAUACGUAAAUGUCAGUCACGUGACGACGAUGACGUAAUUUUCAGGAGAAAUAGUUCCGCUUUUACUUUCUGGCCUGAGACGUACAAUUUAAAUAAUGUUAGCGUGGCUGAUCAUCAAACCGGAAACGAAGAGGACAACAACUUGAACAGCAACAUAAAAAACAGCACUAACAAGCAGCUAAGUGGUUACGCCUACCAAAGUGGCAACGACGUGGCCAGCAAAGUUGUGGCGCUCUAUCGCGAUGGACUUGAAAUCACGAAGAUAAGUCAGUGUACCAAAACCAAGCCGUGUCCGGGUGAUAAAUUUAGCUCUUGCAUCAGAGCCAACAUUGAUGAUGUCAACAAUUUUAAUACUAAUGACAAUUCUGAUAAAAGUUCUAAAAACAUUGCAAUGUCUAAUAAAGACAGCAGUAUGUACAUCAAUAAACACGACCUUAUCGCAUUGAAAAAUUUCAAUACUGCCUUCACUAGUAGUAGCAGCAGCAGCAGCAACAACAACAACGCUAACAAUGCAUUUAUAUGCGGUAUUCAAAGCAACAACAUAAACAACCACAACAACAACAACAUGGCCAAUGUAAACAUAAAAAUCCAGCGAAAUAAACAAACAAACAAUCCCAUGGCGCAUCACGUGUGCACUUUAUUUCAAACGGAAGUUGACCAAAGACAGCAAAUAAACACAUCCGCUCAUUCAUUUCCGGUUGAUCAGAAUACAAGAAUACAGGAGAGCAUCAUCACAAACACCGAUGACCGGUCCAUCACCUGUAUCCCGGAACUCCAUGUGAUUGACGCCAUUUUGGUUACGUCAGAAGGAAAAGAUUAUAAAUCAACAAAAGAUAACAAACUUGACAAUAAAAAAGCUGUUGAUGAUGUUAAUAACAAUUUUAUUAGAAACGACUUAAUAGAUGGAAUUUCUGAGAAGAUAACAUGA
Molecule: messenger RNA, 1029 nt
Organism: Helobdella robusta
Lineage: Eukaryota; Metazoa; Annelida; Clitellata; Rhynchobdellida; Glossiphoniidae
Exons: 2
Coding region: 1-1029 (342 amino acids)
Source: RefSeq, a predicted model, not a curated record